CGAGGCUUUCACUCAUCUCUAAAAAGUUAAUGUUGAUAAGCAGAACGCGCAUUGAGAUAAUGCUAUUACAUUAGACAUUAUCCGGAAUUAAUAUUAAUAAAAACAGUUUAAACCUCAAAGCUAUGUCGACAACCGAAGAAUUCACAUUUCGCCGAGCUAAUGCUGAAGAUAUAAAGGAUGUGCUGGCCAUGAUACAGGAGCUAGCUGACUUUGAAAAAAUGAGCAAUGGUCCUCAGCUUACAGAAGAAGAUCUUAAGCGUGAUGCCGGACUAACUGGUGACCAGGAGUGCUGUGAAGUCUAUGUCCUCACAGAUAAUGCCACAAACCAGGCCAUUGGCUACUCCAUUUGCUACAAGGCUUACUCCACCUGGCAGGGUCGCUACUUCUUUGUCGAAGACAUUUACGUGCGCCCAGAGCACCGAAAGCGAGGCGCCGGCAAACGAAUCUUCCUGGAGGUGUCCGCCCGGGCCGUGGAGCUUAAGUGCCCGCGUCUUGAGUUCAAUGUGCUGGAGUGGAAUCCCGCUCGCAAGUUUUACGAAAGCCUUGGGGCAGUGGACUUGACCGCCAAGGAGGGCUGGCACUACUACCGCGUGGAGGAGCAACAACUGGCCAAAUUGGCCCAGGAUCUGGCUUCAUCCAAGUCUUGAU
Messenger RNA from Drosophila kikkawai, 648 nucleotides. Its product is annotated as thialysine N-epsilon-acetyltransferase. Lineage: Eukaryota; Metazoa; Arthropoda; Insecta; Diptera; Drosophilidae. The record is from RefSeq and is a predicted model, not a curated record. Gene Ontology annotation, molecular function: N-acetyltransferase activity.